CCAUGUUUGCGUAUGUGUUCUUACUCCCGAGGAGGAUUCAGAGAAACGGCUGGCUGGCCUGACUUAUCUGAUGUUUUCUUGUUUUUGUUUCAGCCUUCAGGAUAAUUCCUUCAACAACACCGCUGUAGCAGAAGAUGAAAACAAUAAGGAGAAUUACCCAGACACCAUCACCCUCUUAGAGGAGAGUCAACUGCCCCUUCAAGAGAACCAGCAGCAAGUAACUCAUACCGUGCUAGAUGGUGCUAUACAGCCUGGAAUGGGAAAUUUCAAGUCCAGGAAGCCCAAGGCGAUCAUUAAAGGGGAGAACGGGAGGAGCCAACCAGAGAACCAGGAGACGGAGAAUGUGGUGCCAAGCGUCUUGGAACGUCAAGGGAGAGCUGCUCCUGGCUGUCCACAGAGCAGUACAUUCUGGGGCCAAGACACAGUGAGGUUCCGGCCAAGAAUUGACCAGCGAACUACUGUUUGGCCAAAGGAUGUUCCUGAGCCCGUGAAAGACUUAGAUGAAGAAGAAACACCUCCGCUGCAGGGAGGCAAAGAUCCAGCACCCUCUUCCCUCCCCAGCGGGCCAACCGACGGAACCAAUUCUGGAGAGCCUGUGCAAACCCCUAAAGACUGCCAGAAUGAAGCGGACAGUGGCUCGGAAGAACCCCAGACCUUAGGGACCAGCCGUCUGCUGUAUCACAUAACCGAUGGAGAUAAUCCCCUCUUGUCACCACGCUGCUCUAUCUUUAGCCAAAGCCAGAGAUUUAAUUUAGAUCCGGAAUCAGCCCCUUCUCCGCCAAGUGCUCAGCCAUUUAUGAUGCCAAGAAGCUCUUCGAGGUGUAGUGAGGCAGGCAAGGGACCCCAAACGGUCACCCAACUUACCAAACACAUUCAGAGUCUCAAGAGGAAAAUUCGGAAAUUUGAAGAAAAAUUUGAACAAGAGAAGAAAUACCGGCCUUCGCAUGGUGACAAAACCUCGAAUCCAGAAGUCCUGAAAUGGAUGAAUGAUUUGGCUAAGGGUCGAAAACAGCUCAGAGAGCUCAAACUGAAACUAUCGGAAGAACAAGGGAAUGUGCCUAAGGCCGCACUCAGAAGUUUGCAACAUGAGCGAUCUGGGACAUACAAGGAAAAUGGAAAGCCGGAAGCUGCAGGGGCUGAGCCAAAUUCAUCUGUAGAAGAAGCCCCAGAUGUCAUGUUGAUGCAGCUGAAGGAGAAGAGACAACAGCUUAACCUCCCGGAGGAGAUCAAGGUAGCCAAGCAAGACAAGAGCCUCAUAAAGCCUCUCUAUGAUCGAUACCGAAUUAUCAAGCAGCUUCUGUCAACUCCUUCCCUGAUUCCUACAAUUAAGGAGGAAGAAGACUCUGAUGAAGACGCUCCCCAGACGGGCAAUGAGUCUUCCUUAUCCAGUCCGGCAUCUCACCACCGUGUGGGGGAACACCCAGAGCCCUCUGAUGAGGAAGAGCCUCCUGUCGUUCUGCCCCCGGAUGGGAUGAAGGAAGUCCUUCAACCAGCUCUGUCCAUGUCCAAUUUGCAUGAGGCCACAAUGCCCGUGCUGCUGGACCAUCUCAGAGAAACCAGGGCUGACAAGAAGAGGUUGCGGAAAGCUUUGAGAGAAUUUGAAGAACAGUUUUUUAAGCAAACUGGAAGGAGCCCCCAAAAGGAAGAUCGAAUUCCAAUGGCAGAAGAGUACUAUGAGUACAAGCACAUAAAAGCCAAGCUGAGGCUAUUGGAGGUUCUCAUCACUAAGCAAGAUGUAUCUAAAACUAUUUGAGGUUGAAGAAAUGUUCACAAUGACCUUCUCUUGAGGAAAAGGAAACUUGUUUUGCUCUUUAGUGUUCCUACCCGGUUGCUUGGAGACACUAUUUUAAAGCACUUUAGUCAUGAAGCACUUUAUUACCGAAGGUAAUAAAGGAUGUAAAGCUUAAUAAUAUGUGAAUAGUGGUAACUGAAAUGUAUGGGAAACACAUGAAGAUCAGUCAAAUUAAAAAAUUAUGGGACUUAUUUUUUUAAACUUUAAAGGCUUCAAAGUUCAUUUCCUAGCCAAUUAUAAUAGCAUUAAAUCAAGGUAAUUGACCUAAUAUUCUUUUUUAAAAAAACUUAACUACAGGUGUAUGUAUGACCUCAGCAAAUUGAAUUGCCCUGAGGUGUAUCAUCUAACACAGCUUCAUUUCCAAAACCCUGAUGGUGCGGAAGAGAAGUUGUUUGAAGCAGAGUCAACGUUGGUUUUAUAUCAGUAAAAAAGAGAAUGGGCCUGCAGGCAUUUGUUUCUCAACUAGAAAGACUUAAAACUGGUAGGAAAGAAUUUUACUUUAUGCUUCUGAUGUAGUUCUGCCCCAAGUGAAGGGUAGAGAUAUUUUUAAAUAUAAGUAACAAAGGACUUCGCUCUCUCUUUAAAUCUGCUUAUUCCUUCUAGAUUUUCAAUACCUUCAGAUCAGCUAAUAGGAAUGAUUACUGAAUUUAUUUCUGUAUCAAAAAUUUAGCACCUUAUUUUGCCUGGUGUGAUCUGAAAUUUUGUGUUUCUAAUUACCAAAGCUCACUUUGACAGCAUGCACUUUGUGAAAUAUCAAGUAUUCCUUGUCUUUAAUUGCCAGAUGUUUAUAUUAAAAUAAGAAUAUUGCAAUGACAUUUGAAAAUAAGUAUUUUGGGUAGGUAGAUGUCCGCUGAAUAUAAUCAAAUGUGAUGGCUGAACUUCUUGUUUAACAAAAUUAAUAGCAUAUUACUAUUUUUCCAGUGGAAUUAUGCCUUUUCUUAAUGUCCCACAUACCAUACCAUGUGAAGUCAAAGACAUUUUCUUGCAAGGUGUGAUGAUUUUUGUUUCUGUAUAAAAUGAAAGCAUUUGAAGGAGACCUGUUUUCCACGUUGACUCACUAUGUGCAUAUAGUCCACAUAGGAUAUUCCAGGGUUGGAAGAGGAGAAACUAGAAAGCAGAUACGUUGCAUUAUGUUAAAUGUAGGUUGCCUUUAGUGCUAUUGUUGCAUUCAAUUCCAUACCUUCACUUAUUUUGGUAGCUGAAGAGGAUGUGUCCAUAUCAGUGUUCUGUUAUGUACCUAUCAUCUUUGUAUUUAUGUAGUAUGUAAGGUUAACGCAUGAUUUUGAAGCAAUUCACAUCUUCGAAUUGUUUGGAUGGGAAAACAU
This is a messenger RNA of Tachyglossus aculeatus (Australian echidna), 3117 nucleotides long. RefSeq names its product family with sequence similarity 13 member C (gene FAM13C). The transcript is spliced from 13 exons. The record is from RefSeq and is a predicted model, not a curated record. Bases 71 to 1753 code for a protein of 560 amino acids. NCBI's taxonomy places the organism in Eukaryota, Metazoa, Chordata, Mammalia, Monotremata, Tachyglossidae.